CCUCUUCGGAAAUCAGGGGCCAGAGCUGGUCCACCGGAUGAUUCCAAAGCAGAGGUGGAGAAUUUGAUCGCGAGGGCGAACAAGACAAUAAACGUGUGUGUAUGAUUGGGACGGGGAUGGAGGAGGAGGAGGAGGAGUCCGAGGGAGGGGGCCGGGGGGAGAACCUCACUGUGACUCUCUCAUGGUUAAUGUACAGCUCGGGAGGCAUACUCUGACACGUAACGGGACGCACAAGGGGAGGGCUGCUCUGUGAUCCCCCGAGCCCGAAACUCUUAUUUUACUCGCAUGCUGCACAGAUUCAAACGUGACAUGGCGAUGAGCCCAGCCCCUACUAUGAAAGCGGGUCGUCAGGGCGAUGUACAAGGAGAGUGGAUGGCAAUCCGACGGCGUUCCGCCAGCGCUUUGACCUCGUGCUCGCCUCUGCAGGGCGGUAAUUUCGUGGAGGUCCGCCCGCCGAAUCCUGGGUCCAAGGGACUCCACCUGUAAUGAGAAGGUGUUCAGGAGCAGCAGCAGGGCCGGGGGGCAAUGGACAAGUAAGACGAGUGAGUUCGUGCUUUCGACGAGGAGUGCUUGCGAUCUGAUCCCCUUUUGAUGGCAAAGCUUAUGGUCUAGACAGGAAUGCUUGCUGCUGCUUGGCUAUGGCGGAUGCACGAGUGAGCUUGCCGCAGGUGCUGCUGCUGGUGUGUCGUUGCUGGUGUGUCGUUACGGUGGAAUCAGUGUCUGAUCUGCGAGCUGAGGAUUUGCGUUUCGACCAUGUUUGAUCUGAACGAGUUGCCGGAGGGGGAUGGAUUUUUCCCCGCCGCCAAGCCCGAGUCCGAAGCUCCUGCGGCUGCUGCUGCAGAGGGGUUUUUCGCGGCCGACAAUUCGACCAAGAUCAUCUGCAGGCUUCUUCGAGACGAAGAAGCCGAGACCAAAGGAGGGGCCUCUGUCGCCAAGACCUUCUUGACGGCGGACUCGGCCGCCAUCGCUUACCCCGAUGAAGACUGGGAAGCGGAAGAAUUAGCGCGGUACGAUGCUGCCAACGCUGCGAAUCGAGCUACCUCGCCGAUCCGUGGCCCUGCAGAGAUCCAUCGCUUCACGGAGAGCAAGCUAUUGGAGCGAAUCGAAGCGCUCUCUGACACCUCCUACCCCGGGUUCGGUAUAUCACCUCGUCCUGAGAAGCUCGGACAGAGGAAUAAUAGCUCGAGCGAAAAGCGUUCAGACCUGACCACGGACUUUUUUCACCGAUCCCCCGGGAAAUUGGACGCGUCUCCUCUGGAUAAUAAUCUCCUCAGCGAUAGCGUCGACGAUGACCGCAAUUCGGACUCUCGACCGGCUUCGCUCUUUUCUGGUGGCAGCAGGUCUGCCAGAAAAGGCAAACGGGCUCGAGAGGACUUGCUCGUUGGACAAGCUCUGCCUGAUGAAUCGACUACUACUCCCAAACUUAAGAGACCUGCUCGAUUCCCUCCUCCACCUGCUGCUGCACGGGUCGAGGGCAAUCGCGGACCAGGACCCUCACUCUCGAUGACAGUCGACAGAGAUGCGGCCGAACUUGUAAUUUCUUCUGCCAGUAAUCACAAAUCCCUCAGUAGUAAAGGGGAAUUAUCAAUUGAAGAAGCCGCAACCUCACUCUCGUUGGGCGAAUCAUCGGUGGCUGUUCUCAAGUCCGAUGCCGGUGCCAUUCAUCCAGCUAUGGAUGCUGCGAUUUUGCCCUCUGUUAAACCUGCUGCUCUCGGUCUGAGCAUUAUAUCGAAGACUGUCGCCAGUGCGGUGAAAGCUACGACGGCGAAUCAGGAGGCUGAGACCUUCGUCACCGCUGCGAUUGCGAUUGCUGCGGACAGAGAAGCCGUGGCCCAAAUCGAUUCUGCCAAGAGUGCGAAGGAAGUGGCCGGCGUGCUGCCGAUUGCGGAGGUCGUUUCUCACGAGCAGCCUUUCUGGUUUGGACAACUGCGCGGCGACGCCUUCGGCUCCACGGAUGUGGCAGCAUACUGCUCUGAGCCCAUUCCGCUAACUUCACAGCUGCGGACUUUGCCGCAGGUUAUCACGGUAGAGAAAGUGUCGAGACUUGAAGAAUUGUUUGAAGCCAUUAGAAAGGGCCCCGUCGACGAUCCCAUUAUUCGAAUCAAGCACCCGCCCACUCCUGCGAAUGCGCGAGGCGAAACCUUCGCCUGCAUGUUUGAAGCUCCGAGGUUGCGGAAGCAGGGAGGAGGCCCCAAGGCUGGCAGCGGCCAAGUGGAGUUGCAGCUCGGGCUGAGAAAUGGAUCGGCCGAUCGGCAGAUGGGGCCGCCGGGCUUCUCAUCAGACGACGACCAGCAGCAGCUCGUGGCCGUGGCCAGGCUCGCCGAUGCCAAGCCGCAAGGCGGGCGACGGGGGGCUUCAAGAAAGCUCUACCUCGUGCUCGAUUCCGUCGCAGAAGGAGCUUGUGACACGGACGCGCAAUUUCGGAAGAAAUUCGAGCGCGAGAUCAUCGGAUACGGCAAUGUCGAGGAGAGCAUUCUCUACGGGAUUGUGUGCCAUGGUGCCGAGAGGGAUCGGGUCGCUGAGUCCGGGCCUGCCGAGGAAGCGGUAGCGGAGGCGAUCGGGGCCGUCGAGUCGAUUCCGAAGAAUAAGGGCGAGGCCAUAUCCGAGAAGCGUCCGGCAUCGCUGGCGGAAAAGAAGGUCGGCGUCGUCGAGGCCGUGGAGCGUGACAGCCCGUUGGGCAGUGGGGCGAGGGCAGAGGCCGCGGAAGGCGGCGCUGCGGGGAAGGACCCGUCGUCGCAUGCAUCGAAGGCCAAAGAUGAGAGCGCUCACGAAGCGCGGCGAUCCGAGAAGAGCAGCAAGCCCAAGAAGGACGAGGCAAGCAAGGAGAGGCAACGAGAUCGAGAUCGAGAGCGAGAGCGCGAUCGCGAUGGACGUGGGAAAGAUCGCGAGAGGGAGCGCGAGCGCGAGGGGCGGUCUGCGACCAAAGAUGUGCACCGGCACUCGCAUCGCCCGACUGACAGGAGCAAGGAUGCCGAUUCUUUCAAGCGCGAUCGGUCCAAGGAUAAGGAAGCCGAUCGAUUCCGCGAGCGAGAUCGCCACCGCGAGUCUCAUCGCGAGCUCCUGGAGCGGAAGAGGGGCAAAGAGUCGGAGCGCGAGAAGCAGGAGAAGCAGAAGGAGAAGGAGAGGCAGCGCGAGCGAGAGAAGGAUAAAGACCGCGAGAGGUCUGCCAGGAAACGGGAACGCGAGGUCGAGAAAUCGAAGGUGGAGAAGGAAGAGAAGAGAGCCACUCCGGACUCGGACAAGCCAGCUCCUGGCUUCGGCCCUCCAGCCCCAGGAUUUGCCCUUCCAGCUCCCGGAUUUCCUCCUCCAGCGCCUGGGUUUUCGAGAGACGGAAGCUCUGCUCUUGGUGCGGCUUCGCUCUCUGGGAAAGACAUCAGGAGACGAGGCAAGAUUGUCGACGAGGAUGUUGCUUUCGAUGAGAAAUAUGGAUUCGAUCUGAAAACAGUCCAGCCCGAGAGGGAGAUUAGUGUGAGCAAAAAAACAACUCACAGCUCGAAGUCGGACCCUUUGGUCGACACCGGAGCCCGCAGUUCUAAGGAUGACUCCGCAGUUGUUGUUCGAAAAGAUACUUCUGCGGACGUCGAUAAAAUCACGUUCGUUAAACCAGGAAGCACUGGUGACGCCCAUGGUGGUCCACCAGUGCCCAAGAUUGAUACUGUCACAGCUUCUAAGGAUGUUGAGACGACGGUCCAAAAGGAGGUCACACGAGAAAGGUCAGUAUCCGUGGUCCCUGAUAGUCUUGUCCAACCCGCUUCGGAAGUGGGUCGAAGUUUUCAUGCCAGUCUGAAAUUGAAGGCAAGUAUCUUCGGCCAGAGUGAAGUCGCUGUCGUUAACGAUCCGUUUGUUCUCGGCGACAUAGCGACCUCGAGUCGCAGGGGCACCGAGGAAGCCAUGGAUCACGACGGCGACACUCGGGGUAUUGAGAAUGUCCAGGGACGCAAAAGGCCGGAAACGCCCAAGGUUCUCGUUACAGAGUUCAAUAUUGGCAGUGGCACGAAAUUUGAAGUUCCGUCCAUGACCAGCAUCGGAAGUGCAAGCGUAUUGCUGCAUAGCAGCCGAGGAGGCACUUUGGAGCUGGGAAGGAAGGAGGAGACAAUUUCAGUGGAUGCGAGUUUGAACGAUGCAGUAAUAGCGAAGGGAGUACUUAGGAAUAAAGAUGCGCUUUUACCUCAAAAGUCGAAGCCUCCCAUUUAUGUUCGAGUCGAGGGUAUGUUAGACGCAGCUCAAGGGCAAAAGUAUGAAGGCACGGCGAGUGGUCCAGAUCUUGAUGCUCCGCUUAGUCCGAUUGACAAAUCAAGACUUCAAAGGACCGAAGACGUGCCAGCAGCCCACUUAACUGGACAAUAUUCACACGCUGCCGUCGACAAUGGAGUGGUUCCGCAUGCUAGCGCAGCAGAUAAAGAUAUUACCUGUGACGUUCUUCUUCUAGCAUGUGACAAGGAAACGCGUGCUUGGCUUAUAUCUAAGCCAAAUGCCUGCUAUUUGGCGGAAGAAUUUGGUGUCCGUAUUGUCAAGUAUGAAGAGAUCCCGAUCACGAAAGUUGACCCGAGGCCGAAAGUUCAAGGACCCGUCAAUGUGAAAGUUACUCUGGCAACAGAGAAGUCAGCAGAUUCCAAUGAAGCAAGAUGGUUUAUCAACCAGGCUGCCGACAUGCUGCGUGCUGUAGCGUCGCGUGGAGUCUUCGCCAAGUGUCUUUGGUAUCAAGGUUCGGUGCAACGUUUUAACGGCGAUCAGGGCGACGAUCAGGCUCCGUCUAUUCAAGCCGUGGUUAAAAAGAUCAAAGGAGAAGACGGAAAGAAUCUCGAAAGAAUUCAAGAGCUUACUGGAGUAAUGAUCGGUAUCGUUCUUGACGCCGGAAACAAGAAGGGAAUUGUUAAUUCACCUAGAGUGAUCGGACUGAGACUUAAGUGCAUUAGAAAAAGGGGUUUCGUCGAAGCUACAAGACAAGCGGAGGAGUUGCUGGCACAAGUAGCAGAGCGAUUCUCUAAAAACAGCGGAAGUGGAGCAGCGGGAUCACACGAUGUUGCGAUUCCGAAACUGAAAGUGGAUUGCUUCAAUGAAACGUCACCUUCUUCUGCGGUGCCAUCAACUUCACAUCCCGAAUUCGUAUCAGCGGUGAAUCUAAAUCCUCCGGCAGCUUAUGAAGACAUCAAUGCAGAGUCUCAGUCCGAGGAUGAGGAGCUCGACCGUAUCGUAAGGCCGUCCGAAUCAAAAUCAGGACGUUGUCGACCUCUUUACGUCAGCAACCUUCCUAGUUUCACAACAGUUGCUAUGCUCAAGGGAUUGUUUGAAGAAGUGUUCAGGGACAAGUAUGGCAUACUUUCUAGCUAUAAUGGAAUAUCAGAACUUGUUCAUGAUAUCAAAAUUGUUCCAGAUAAUCUUUGUGCUUUCGUAGAGUUUGCAUCGGACGAGCUACUCAGGCUCAUUCUGAAGGCAUACCAAGAGGACAGGAGUAUCUUUUGCGAUUUGAAGUUGGAGCUGGGAUCUCCAGCAAACCUGAAGUCAGAGAGGCAGUAUCUGACUGGUAAAAUCGAAGCAUCUGGAAUGGGUCUGGAACUUGCUGGUGGUUCAGCGGAGCCAGCAGGGCUCACACGGGUAAGAAGAGAAAAGAAAAUCCGCAGAAGCGUUGAGCCGGCGGGGAGGUUUUCUGUUGUACGGAGUAGCACGGACAGCGAAUGUGAAGCAUUUUCUCAAGGGCGGCGCUUUGGCAGCAGGGAUCCAGCCAUGCGGUUUCCACGUUCUUUAGAGAAGCCUAAACCCUUGUUCUUGACGGAGCUAAUGAGGAAUGCGUCUCCUCGAUCCAUACACGAUCUCUUCGAGGACAUAAUCAAGAAGUAUAUCAAUCCUUCCUUAGGAAGCUUGAAAGGGAGACAGACCGUGCUGGAUGUGAGAUACAUUCCAUCCAGAGGAUGUGCAUUUGUGGAUCUGGCCACUCCUGAACUGGUGGACUUUAUGCUUGACCUGCAUGCGCGGAAGCCUGAUGUGUUUUGCCACAUGAAAAUGGAGAUUGGCCGAAGACCUUUACCAGGUCAAGGAGAUGACGAGCCUCUUGUGAAAAGGUUAUAUCCUCCAAAUCGAUAUCCGCCUCUUUCCGAUGAGACUCACACUUAUAGCUCUGGCAAAAAGCCUCGCAGGCAAUUUGCGUCCAUCAGCCCUCCUAGACGAGAAUUGACUGUUAUGGAGCAUGAUUACGUGGACGACAACGAGGAGGAGGAGGAAGACGACAGGCAACUAACAGGAGUGAGGAAACGCAGGUCAGACCCAGAACGGACUGUAUACGCGGACAGACUCCCCGAGAAUGCCUCUGAAGGCAUGAUCCGAAGAAUAUUUGAACGCGUUUUGGUAGAACACAUGACUGAUGAUCAGCGAGAAGUGCGGGGCGACCAAUUAAUUACGGAGGUUCGAUACGUCCCGACGAAAUUCUGUGCGUUUGUUGUUUUUGUUGGAGAGGACCUAACCAGGCUAGUUUUGCACCUGUAUAACCAAAACGAAGACAUUUUUGAAAAUAUGCGAUUGAAACCUCACUUCCAUUCGAGGAUGGAGGACUUAUACCGGGAGGACAUUCACGAACGUGAUGAUGGAGGUAUUCACCGCGUGCUGGCUCGGGAUGCAUCAAUGGACCGGCGAAUCCGCCGUAUUGAGGAUUAUCAUGCUGAAGUCAAUGACCUUACACGUAGUCGAGUGUCCACAGCUCAUCGAGCUGUUGCUGCUACGGCGUUUAAAGAGGUUGAUAGGCGGAGAUCUGUAUAUGUGGAUCGCAUUCCCGAGUGUUUGCCAGAACCCAAGAUGAGAGAUAUCUUUGAGAGGGCUCUGGGGCAAAAUGAGCAUCCCUUCAAUCCUCACUUAGUAUCACAAGUGACAUUCUUUCGGGACAAGUUUGAUCCGGACAAACUUUGUGCUUUCGUCGAGUUGGAAAACGAAGAGCUAGUUCAGGAGUUGCUUGAGGUUUACACUGAUAACGAGAAUGCUUUCAAUGGUAUGCGAGUGAGACCAGCAGUGAAGUAUGGCCACUGAGCCGCUGAUAUAUUUAUCCACCCUUAUAAACUCCCAUCGGGCAAAGUGGAUCUCUACUGGGUGUCUUGAGCAGAUGCCAAUCAACCGGAGUGGACCGUAGUGCCAAUUCUUCCUCUAUGUAUGGAGUGAGAGGACUGUGCGACACCUCAGACCUAGGACGUCGCACCUAGAUGAUCAUCCACACUCUACCUUGGAGAACCGAAUAGCACUUGCUGGUAUGAGCGUUCUUCAAACUUGAUCCACGAUCCUCUUCGAUUCUUCAGGAACGAAAUUAUGAAUCAGUCCUCUGGUGGAGAAAGAUGGACUCAGAGUUCUCCAGGCUUUUGUUGUGAAUCAGGCAGGCUUCUGUUUGUCCGGACAGGCCGACCUGUUGUUUCUGCUUAUACUUAAAGUUAUUUGUCCGUGACACUCCUGUCCUUGGACUGUUCAUCCUUAGACAGGGAUGAUAUUCUGUACAUGAAAAGGGUUUCACUUUCAAGAGAGGGGACUUCACUCCCUGUUCACUUCCAGCUGCACGAGCACGCCUCUAUUUUCGCCCAUUAUUUUUUCUUGUAUGGAUUAUUUUUCGCCGAUGUUUCUGCUCCGUUAUCUGCUUGCACUCGUUUAAGUCAAGCUUCAGUUCCUACCUUAAACUCCUUUGGAAACAAGGCGGUUCAGACUUUACGAAAGAAUGUUCUCAAUAGUUCUUGCGUGCAAGACCAUAUUGAGACGAUAUUGAGAGCCGGCUGAGUGUUGGUACUACUCAGCAGCACACUGGUUAUGUUUGAAGGGGACAAGUUCUACAUACGUUUCCCAAGACAGAAAGAGCUUUCCUUGGCAAGAGUCGACACUAGCAAGAUUGAUCAUACGAAACUCUUGGGGUCAACCAAGAGAUUCUUCAAAAAGUUUUAUUCCUAGAUUCUCCCAGAUUAUCUAGUCGAAAAGGUAUGAUUUAAAAUAUUUACUGCAAAGGCCUACACGAACUUGCAACCAAUG
Marchantia polymorpha subsp. ruderalis is the source of this 7989-nucleotide messenger RNA. NCBI's taxonomy places the organism in Eukaryota, Viridiplantae, Streptophyta, Marchantiopsida, Marchantiales, Marchantiaceae. The record is from the annotation of a GenBank genome assembly.